Molecule: messenger RNA, 1987 nt
Organism: Aspergillus steynii IBT 23096
Lineage: Eukaryota; Fungi; Ascomycota; Eurotiomycetes; Eurotiales; Aspergillaceae
Product: cytochrome P450
Exons: 8
Coding region: 285-1859 (524 amino acids)
Molecular function (GO): iron ion binding; heme binding; oxidoreductase activity, acting on paired donors, with incorporation or reduction of molecular oxygen
Source: RefSeq, a predicted model, not a curated record
CUCGGCCCUACUGGUUUACCUUCCAGUUCAAAUACGCAGCAAAUCUGCGACUUCGUAUUACUAACAAGCCCAUAGCUGCAUUGUUAAACUUCUGCCUAUCCAUGCUCUAGACCAACCAUGUGGUCUGUGUUACUAGACACUGUGAUAGUUCCCGCCAUGAAGUCAUCGCCGCACCCGUAGAAAUCCUUCCCCAUGUCAUGAUUAUUUAUUCGCGAGCCCCGCUCGUCGUGCGAAACAAAUCUCAGGUUCCUCCAGUUAAGGCUGUCAACAAUCGACCGCCAACUAUGUCUUUGGUUUUAUACGUGGUUGUGGGCGCCAUCGCGCUCUAUAUCUCCAAGUCCCUGUUCGGUCGAAAACGCGCGACUGCACCGCUCCCGCCCGGGCCUCCCGGGAAGCUAAUUAUUGGCAACUUGCGUGAUCUACCUCCCUCUGGAUCGCAUGAAUGGUUGCAUUGGUGGAAAUAUAAGGAUCUAUAUGGCCCAAUUAGUGCGCUGAAUAUUUUCGGCCAGACGCUGAUCAUCAUCAAUGAUGCCGACGCGGCAAUCACGCUGUUCGAAAAGCGAUCUGCCGUUCAUUCUGCAAGGCCGGAAUUCCCGAUGGCCGAGCUAUCCGGCUGGGAUCAAGCGCUGAGUCUACUUCAAUGCACGCCUCUAUUCCGAACACAUCGCAAGGCUCUGCACCGAGAACUCGGGACCACCGCGGCGGUUGCUAGGUUUAAUGAUAUUGUGGACGUCGAGGUCCGGAAGUUCUUAUUGCGGGUGAUACAAGCGCCGAAUCAGUUGAUGGAGCAUAUUCGGAAAGAAACAGGCGCGGCAAUCCUCAAGAUCGGCUACGGAUACAACGUCGAGCCGAAGGGCCGUGAUCCUCUCGUCGACCUGGUGGAGAAAGGCAUGGGUGAAUUCUGCGAUGUCGUUGUUCCUCACGGAUGGCUUGUGAAUCUUGUCCCGGCUUUCAAACACUUCCCCAGCUGGCUUCCAGGCGGCGGGUUCAAGAAGACAGCAGAAGAGUACAAGCAGAGCGUCGCGCGCAUGCGAGACCUGCCAUACUACUUCGUCAAGCGACAGAUGGCAGAGAAGAAAAACGCCCCGUCCUUUGUCUCCAGUAGCCUCGGCAAAGAGCACAUCGAGCCCGGAUCAGAAGAAGAGAUGGUCCUGAAGUGGUCCGCUGUGUCGCUUUAUGCCGGUGGAGCUGACGCUACCGUCUCAUCUAUCGCCUGCUUCUUCCUCGCCAUGGCGCUCUAUCCGGCCGUCCAAAAGCGCGCCCAGGAAGAAAUCGACCGCGUGGUCGGAACCUCUCGCCUGCCUGGUUUCCAAGACCGCGACAACCUGCCCUACAUCAACGCCAUGGUGCAGGAGAUUCUGCGCUGGCACCCGAUCGCGCCGGUCGGAUUCGUGCAUAAAUCCAGUGAAGAGGAUAUCUACGAGGGGUAUCGCAUCCCGAAAGGAGCGAUCAUGAUUCCGAAUAUCUGGGGCUUCAUGCACGACCCAGCCAUCUACGCCGACCCAAUGACCUUCAAGCCGGAGCGCUUCCUGUCCGAGAACGGGCACACGCCGGAACGAGACCCGAACCUCUUCGCGUUCGGGUUCGGUCGACGCAUUUGUCCGGGCAAGGUGCUUGCGAACGCGGAUAUCUAUCUCACAAUUGCCCAGGCGGUCGCGAGUUUGCGGAUCACGAAUCCCGUGAAAGACGGGAAGGAGGUUCCGGUGACGGCGGAGUUUUUGCCGGGGGUUAUUAGCCAUCCGGCGCCGUUUGAGGUCGCGAUUAGGCCGAGGAGUGCAGGGCAUGAGGCGUUGAUUAGGGAGGUGGAGAGGUUGCCGGAGGAGAGAAGUCAUGCGGAGGAGAUGCUGAGGGGCGUGUAGUUGGAUGAGGGGAAUGGAGGGAGGAACGAGGAAUGAGGAGGAAGAUACAGGGGACUUAGUUUAAUGUAUCGAGAUUUGUCCUUGAUCUAGAUUAGCAGAGGUAACUCUCCAAAUAUCAAACAAACAAC